AUGAAACAAAAAAAAAUAACGAACAAAUGGGACUUACCAGGAUGGAAAUUUGAACCAGGGUAUUCACCUCGCACUCUUGUUGGAGAUUGGUUUGAGGAGAGAAAAAUAUUUUCCAAAGGCCAAAUGUCAUGUGUUACAUCAAAUAUGAUGGAGUUUAAAGCAUAUGAUUCUGAUUUCAAAUUACGUGAUUGGCGAUCCAUGUGGAAUAACAGAAUUGGGCAACAGAGUGGUUUUGGCUUAAAAUAUCUUCUGGAUCACCACAAUAAUGAUUACGUCACUCGACGGCUGUCAACGUACAAUUUAGAAUUCAGUUCACCGUUUCGAAUGGAAACAACAAAAUAUCAACCGCGACGAUGGAAUGGGUUCACACAACGAUGGGAACCAGAAAAGAUGGAAUUACCUAUAUCUAAGAAUAAGACGUUGUACGACACGAUACAAAAAAUGAAGACGAACCUCCGAGAUCUUACAACAGAGGAAAAAGGCAAAAAAGAGAAGGCAUUUGUUUUUCCAGCACCGCAAGAUUUGUCAACAAAAGCUCCAAAAUUUUCAUACAGGCACCACAAUAAACAAAGACCAUGA
Molecule: messenger RNA, 579 nt
Organism: Dendronephthya gigantea
Lineage: Eukaryota; Metazoa; Cnidaria; Anthozoa; Malacalcyonacea; Nephtheidae
Exons: 5
Coding region: 1-579 (192 amino acids)
Source: RefSeq, a predicted model, not a curated record